AAUGAGAGCUAUAGAUUUAAGCUCAUGCCCACGUGCUUGGCAGCAAAGCUUGGAUUGGCACAAAGCCAUGACGCACACCUACCUCUACGGUCCGGGCGGCCAAAGCAAUCCAGUCGUACGCUCUCCGCCAGUGUCGUGCGCUUUGCCGAUUACGUGCAAGGUGCAGAGAUCGCAUAGCCCGCUCUCUAGCCGGACAAGCCUACUCAAACGCGAGCGACUCCGGAUGUGGGAGGCUGGUGCAGUAGAGGUACUUAAGCAGAAGCCAGCCAUCAUGGUUCUCAAGCAGAGCGAGUUCCCACUGGACCGAAUCGUCAACUGGAGAGGCGCGAUUGGGUAUGAUGUUCCCUUCGCUCUCCCAGGCACUUUGUGUACUGAUCGCUGGCGCACUUGCCUCCGCUAAGUCGUCCCCUCCAGGCUCGAAGGCUUACACUGCACCUGCAGGCUUUCCGACCUCUGCAUUUUCAUCUUACUAUUUGAGCCCAGCGAAACCGACUGCAGAGCCCCAGCCAGCUCUCUACGACGCUGUUCUCAACAUCACUUACCCUGCAAACCUGACGAAUCCAUUCACGAUUCCUCAGAACGACGACGACCCUGUGUUCUUCCCUCCUGCAUUGGCCAACUUAUCAGAAACACAGACACGUACAUUCCUAUACGAGAUCGUUUCUCAAAUUUCCGAAGUUAUUGAGGGCAGCAAUGUCAACGGCAACUGCUCCAAAUGCAUCGCGGCUUUGAGUAUUGCACGCUCGGCCGCUGUACUUAUCCCUGAUGCUCUGCCGGAAGCCAUGGUCGCGCUCUGCAAGAAGUACAAAUUUCACGACGACGAGACGUGCGAAGAAGACUUUGAGACGUCGACGUUUGGUUCUGUAUGGGCCCAGGUACUUCGCUAUGCGGACGUUGGAGGAUGGGAUGGCCGGCAGAUUUGCAACUCGCUGUCCAGCACCUUUUGCCCGCGUCCGUACACCCUCCCUACGAACACUACUGGACUGUUUCCAAAGCCUAAGCCGUGCAAUGCUAGGGUGCCUAAGGCCAGCGGCAAGCGUGUGAAGGUUCUUCAUAUGUCAGACUUCCACCUUGAUCCUCGCUUUGCUGUUGGUUCUGAGGCAAAUUGCACGUCUAGCUUGUGUUGUCGUGCAAACAACAAUAACAAAGCACUUCCCAUCGGUCAGGUUUCGCUACCAGCCAACCCUUACGGUAAUUAUAAGUGCGACUCGCCAUACGAUCUCGGACUUGCCGCACUACAGGCCGUUGGCCCAUUGACCGGCACUUCCGAAAAAGACUCUCUGGGAUGGACUGUCUAUACUGGCGACCUCGUCUCCCACGACGGCCAGAGCCAGCUGUCCCGGCUGUACGUCGAGUACGCUGAGGACUCCGUGUAUGGCAUGUUCAAGACCUACAUCUCCGGACCCGUAUUCGCCGCACUUGGCAACCACGAUAGCAACCCCGAAGCUAUCGACUCGCCUCACAACUUGCCCGGACCUCUUGGACAGCAGCAAUCGUGGAACUACGACCAUGUCGCUGGUUUGUGGCGGAACAAUGGCUGGAUCAGCAAAGCGCAGGCUGAUGAGGCUCGCCUACACUAUGGAGGGUACUCUGUUAAGAACCACUACGGGCUGAGAGUGAUUACAUUCAACACAGACUUCUGGUACCGGAGUAACUUCCUCACCUUCAUCAAUACCACCCAGCCGGACAACAGUGGUAUGUUCAGAUGGAUGAUAGACGAGCUGCAAGCUGCAGAGGAUGCUGGCGAGCGAGUGUGGAUUGUGGGGCAUGUUCUGUCGGGCUGGGAUGGGUCGAACCCACUGCCCAACCCCACAGACUUGUUCUAUCAGAUCAUCGAUCGCUACUCGCCUCACGUCGUUGCUAAUGUGUUCUUCGGCCACACCCAUGAGGACCAAGUGAUGAUUUACUACGCAAACAACGGCACAAAUCAAUCUGCUGGCAGUGCAUUGAACACCGGGUGGAUCGGCCCAUCCGUCACGCCACUGACAAACCUGAACUCAGGAUUCCGUCUGUACGAAGUAGACACCGGCGACUUCAACAUCUACGAUGCAUGGACAUUCACGAGCCCUGUCAACAGCUACCCGAACUUGACCGUUACCGGGCCGACAUUCAGUCUUGAGUACAGUACCCGUGAAGCCUACGGUUCAGCAGCCGGCUGGUCCUCGAACGAUCCGCUCAACGCCACAUUCUGGCACCGUGUUACGGAAGCAAUGGAGCGGAAUCGCACGCUUGUCUCGCUCUUCAAUACCUACCAGGGAAAGUCUUCGGUCCAGAGUCCUAACUGUACGAGCGAUGCGUGUGCAGUCGCUAAGGUCUGUUAUAUGCGUAGUGGUAGUGUAGCUCUAGGACAGAGCUGUCCUCAAGGUUUUGGGUCGGUACAGAGCGCGUUUACUGGAAAGAACUUCUAGUGCAUAGCGACUGCGAUUGUGAUCUCGGGUACCUAGCUCUCACAACCCAUAUCCUGAUAAGCCAUCGUCCGAAAUUUCAAUACACUGCGUUCAGCUCCACAGUUGCGAAAUACCCUC
Messenger RNA from Didymella exigua CBS 183.55, 2525 nucleotides. RefSeq lists its product as uncharacterized. NCBI's taxonomy places the organism in Eukaryota, Fungi, Ascomycota, Dothideomycetes, Pleosporales, Didymellaceae. The transcript is spliced from 2 exons. Bases 336 to 2408 code for a protein of 690 amino acids. The record is from RefSeq and is a predicted model, not a curated record. Gene Ontology annotation, molecular function: hydrolase activity.